ACCCCAGAAGGCGAGGGGAAGAAGGCGCGCGCGCGCUCCGGGCCUGCUUUGCGGACGCCUUUGGCGCAAGCGGGAGGAAGCGCGCUCCAGAUCCGCCGCCGCAGCCCUGCGCCUCGGAUCGGGGCCUGACAUGAUGUUUCCUCAAAGCCGGCACUCGGGUUCUUCGCACUUGCCCCAGCAAUUGAAGUUCACAACGUCGGAUUCCUGUGACCGGAUUAAGGACGAGUUUCAGCUGCUGCAGGCUCAGUACCACAGCCUGAAGUUGGAGUGCGACAAGCUCGCCAGCGAGAAGUCGGAGAUGCAGCGCCACUAUGUGAUGUACUACGAGAUGUCCUAUGGGCUCAAUAUUGAAAUGCACAAACAGGCCGAAAUUGUCAAGAGGUUAAACGGGAUCUGUGCUCAAGUGUUGCCCUAUCUUUCCCAAGAGCAUCAACAGCAGGUCCUCGGAGCCAUUGAGCGAGCCAAGCAGGUGACGGCGCCGGAGCUCAACUCUAUCAUCCGGGUCCGUGGCGUUCCGUACGGGAACUGGGCGCAGCAGCUCCAAGCUCACCAGCUCUCCCAGCUCCAAGCUCUCGCCUUGCCCUUGACCCCGCUGCCCGUGGGGCUGCAGCCCCCCUCGCUCCCGGCCGUCAGCGCCAGCACCGGCCUCCUCUCCCUGUCCGCCCUCGGCUCGCAAGCUCACCUGUCCAAGGAAGACAAGAACGGCCACGACGGCGACGCCCACCAGGACGACGACGGGGAGAAGUCAGAUUAGACCCGGUUUGGGCGGG
Messenger RNA from Lacerta agilis (Sand lizard), 770 nucleotides. RefSeq names its product TLE family member 5, transcriptional modulator (gene TLE5). NCBI's taxonomy places the organism in Eukaryota, Metazoa, Chordata, Lepidosauria, Squamata, Lacertidae. Bases 131 to 754 code for a protein of 207 amino acids. Gene Ontology annotation, molecular function: protein binding; transcription corepressor activity. Gene Ontology annotation, biological process: negative regulation of canonical Wnt signaling pathway; regulation of DNA-templated transcription. The record is from RefSeq and is a predicted model, not a curated record. Gene Ontology annotation, cellular component: transcription regulator complex; nucleus. The transcript has 7 exons.